Molecule: messenger RNA, 2455 nt
Organism: Ectocarpus siliculosus
Lineage: Eukaryota; Phaeophyceae; Ectocarpales; Ectocarpaceae
Source: the annotation of a GenBank genome assembly
UGUGGUGCGUGCCACGCGCAGGACGCUCACCUGGUGUUUUGACUCCCGUUCCAUUCCUUACAUCUUGGUUCAUGUCCAUGCAUGCCCUGAUAGCACCAUCGCUUCGUCCAGCACUAGUGUGGUGGUGACCCGCAGGUUGUAUCGUAGUACACGUGAUGCUUUGGCUCACAGGCUGAACAAGACAUCUCGACACAUGGCUCCAGGGGAGGGCAGCUCGGGUUGCCUCGGCAGUACGCCUCUCCUCGACGGCUACCACGUGCCUGCCGAGUGGGAAACCCACGAAAGAACCUGGAUGCUGUGGCCGGUGCGACCAGACACCUGGAAAGAGUCUGCACGUCCAGCCCAACUCGCUUUCGCCGCAGUGGCAAAGGCGAUCGCGCGGUUCGAGCCAGUGACAGUCGGCGUUCCUUCGAGCCAGUUGCAGUCAGCGCAGCCUCUACUGGAUGCCACGGGCAUUGGCAUUGCAGUGAUUGAACAAGACGAUGCUUGGAUCCGGGAUACAGGACCUACAUUCGUUGUCGGUGGUACCCGUAGUGAAAGCUCGGAACGGCAGCGCGGAAUGCGAAAUGUUCGGGGCGUUGAUUGGUCCUUCAACGCGUGGGGGGGCGAGUUUGGGGGUUGCUUCUCGAACUGGGACAAGGACGACGCUAUCGCAAGUACGGUGCUGGGGCUUGUUGGCGCUGAUCGCUACAAGGCAAACAUGGUUUUGGAGGGGGGAUCUGUCCACGUGGAUGGAGAAGGAACGGUUAUUACUACGGAAGAAUGCCUCCUCAACCCCAACAGAAACCCGACCUUCACAAAGAGCGAGAUUGAGAAGCACCUGAGAGACUACCUUGGGGUGAAGUUGGUGCUUUGGCUUGGGCAGGGAGUGACGGGCGAUGUUGAUACUGAUGGGCAUGUCGACAAUCUUGUCGCAUUCGUGCAUCCUGGAGAGGUAGUCCUGCACUGGACGGACAACACUGAGGACCCGCAGCAUGCCGUCUCUUUGGAUGCUCUCCGGAGGCUGGAGGCGUUUAUAGAUGCGAGAGGACGACAACUGAAGGUUCACAAGUGCCCUCUUCCGGGCCCUCUGCACACGACGGAAGAAGAUGUGUCGUCUCUGGAGCAUACAUUGGGGUCACGGGAACGAGCUCAAGGUGACAGACUGGCUGCAUCAUACGUGAACUUCUACCUGGCGAAUGGGGCUGUCAUCCUACCAGGCUAUGGCGUGCCUGAAGAUGAAGCUGCCGUGAGAUUGUUCAAGGCGAUAUACCCGGAACGUGAAGUCAUUCAAGUCGACACCCGCGCUGUGGCUUUGGGCGGUGGUAACAUCCAUUGCAUCACGCAACAACAGCCUGUCGGGGCCACACGAGGCUAGCUAAAUAGCUAGCUUUCUAGAGUAGGGGGGUUGAUGCCCCUCCCACCCGGAGGACGAGUUUGAAAGAUUUCAAUUGAAUUGUGAGUAAAAGAACGCAACGCGCAACGCGUUCGCGUCUGUUUUGCGACCCAGCUUUUUAUAUUUGCGCUUUUUGCACUUGUCGAAGUUGGCAUUUGUCUUCGUGGCGUGCGUGUGGGGCUGAAAGAACAUAUUGUCGUACAGGAUGUUUUCGAUUAUGCCAUGCGCGUGACUACACCGCCUGCGUCUCGCUUUUUCCGAAAACACGUUUUUUCUGACAAAAUUCCUACGCUCAUCGUACAUGGGACCGCCUGUUUCGUGCUCCGUUCGGCAAUUGCGACGACGAGGUUCCUCAGAUUGCCGACAACACGGGAUAAUCCGCAGAGAAGCUCGGUCCCUGUGGCCCUUUCGGAAAGUCUCAAACCUAGUACUCUCCCAACCUACUUCGAAGUAUAACUUUCACAAAUGUUUUUCUCGAACCACUGCCCAAAACUCUUUCGAACUCUUGUAAGACCAGCACUCCCGUACGCACGCAUGAGACUCGUCGGGUCGGGUAUUUUACCGACCGGGCUGCCCACCACGUCAUGAUCGACCAAGGCGUUCGGAGUUUGUUCGUCUCUGGGGCUUGUGUCGUUUGGCUCCUGGCCGUGGCUAAUUUCUUUGUCGUGCUGAACCGACGCGGUCAGCGCUCCACUCGCACUUGCACGGUCUCCCUCAGCAAGUAGCGUCAUCCCGUUCGUGCAGCGUUCGUUGCCGAGCUUCUCCCUGUUGGGAGUAUUCUGCCGGGCCUCACUCGAGUGUUCAACCAGAGGUUGCAUUCGGUUUGCUACGCCAUCGCCGACAGGUUCUUCACUUUGUUGCUCGAUUCCGUCGCCUCCUCCUUGCCCUCUCUUUUCCAGGACCUUGCCGGUGUUUUCGUGUUUCUCUGUCCUUGCUUCCUCGCACUUCUCAGUCAGCUCUUCAUCCGUUUCCACUUCGUCUUCGUCCUCCCCCUCUGCCCCCCCGCCUUGUUCAUGUCGGGGGGUAAAGGGACUUGCCGGCUCUGCUUCUCGGUGAGUGCAGCUGUCGCACAAAAGCAAG